UUAGCUUUUGGCAUUCGUGGCGAGCAGUUCGGUUCGGUUUUCAAUUAGUUGCCUAGAAAAAAAAAUAAUAAUAAACAAACCAAACAAAACAAAAAAAGAGACGACAAUAAUAUAAUAUAAUUUGAAAUAAUUGUUCAGUAAUAAUGUUAAAUUGCCUGACAACAAAUUAAAGCUAAAACAUCUGUGCCAUGGAGAACGGCAAAAGUAAUAAUAACAACAACAACGACAAUGGUUACCUCAAUCCUGCCUAUGUGGGCUCAUUAAAUGCCUCAACCAUAUCCAUACCGGGAGCGUAUAAAGCAAAUUCGAAUGAUCAAAAACAAAAGCAAGAUUCGCCCAAGGGUGAAGCACAAAUCGAAGCUGGAGUUGCAGAUGGAAGCAAUGUUGGGGCAGAGCCAGAACAAGGCAAAAAACGCGACAGUUGGAACAAUGAUAUUGAAUUUCUUAUGUCCUGCAUAGCAUUGAGUGUGGGUCUGGGCAAUGUCUGGAGAUUUCCUUUCACAGCCUUGGAGAAUGGUGGCGGAGCGUUUGUUAUUCCCUAUUUGAUAGUUCUGAUAUUGGUGGGCAAACCAGUUUAUUAUUUGGAAAUGCUUCUGGGACAAUUCUCAAGUCGUGGCAGCGUCAAGGUCUAUGAUUUCUCACCCAUUCUAAGAGGCAUUGGCUAUGGUCAGGUCUUGGCAACUGCCAUAGUAACCACUUACUAUGCCACCUUGAUGGCCUUAACUUUGCGUUAUUUUGUGGACUCUUUUUAUCCCACUCUCCCGUGGAGUUAUUGUCGCGAGGAAUGGGGACCCAAUUGCCUGGACUCUGCUUCCAUUGCCGAACAGGAGCCACAAAGUAUUGGCAGAACCACGGUCAAGACCACUUCAGCUGAGUUUUAUUUCACAAAUAUAAUUCUUCGCGAAAAGCCCAGCAUAGAUGAUGGCAUUGGUUAUCCCAGUUGGAGUUUAUCCCUCAGCUUAGCUGUGGCUUGGAUCAUAAUAGCCAGCAUUAUGUUCAAGGGUGUUAAGAGUUCAGGCAAAGCUUCAUAUUUUCUGGCCCUAUUUCCCUAUGUGGUUAUGUUGAUUCUACUCGUAAGAUCCUUGACCCUGCCCGGGGCCUUUGAUGGAGUUUUAUAUUUCCUAAAACCGCAAUGGCAUAAGCUCUUGGAACCACAAGUCUGGUAUGCUGCAGUAACUCAAGUAUUUUUUUCUCUAGCCAUUUGUUUUGGCAAUAUCAUCAUGUAUUCCUCAUACAAUCGUUUUGGUCAUAAUAUCUACAGAGAUGCCAACAUUGUAACUACUUUGGAUACCUUUACAUCUUUGCUCUCUGGCAUUAUAAUAUUUGGCAUUUUGGGUAAUCUGGCGUAUGAGAAUAAUACGACAGAUAUCUCGAGUGUUGUUAAUGGUGGACCAGGUUUGGCUUUCAUUUCUUAUCCGGAUGCCAUAGCCAAAUUUAAGGUGUUACCUCAGCUUUUUUCGGUGCUGUUCUUUUUGAUGCUUUUUGUUUUGGGCAUUGGCAGUAAUGUGGGCAUGGCCUCAUGUCUUUCCACAGUUAUCAAAGAUCAGUUUGUUAAUCUCAAAAACUGGGUUGUUGUGGUAGGCAUAGCCAUUGUUGGCUAUCUGCUUGGCUUGUUCUAUAUCACACCCGGUGGUCAGUAUGUUUUAAAUCUCUUGGACUUUUUUGGUGCCACAUUUGUGGCAUUAGUUUUGGCCAUAUUCGAAUUGAUAGCCAUAGGCUGGAUCUAUGGUGUGAAACGUUUAUGUCGUGAUGUAGAAUUCAUGCUGGGCAUUAAGACAUCGCUCUACUAUCGCAUCUGUUGGGCUAUUGUCACGCCCCUAAUGAUGAUCACAAUUUUGAUCUAUAUGCUGGCUCUCUAUGAACCUCUGACCUAUAAGGAUUAUACCUAUCUACCAGGUAUCUAUGUUUUUGGCUGGUGUCUUUCGGCCUUUGGUGUGGGUCAAGUAUUAUUCUGGGCUAUACCAGCUGUAAGAAAACAACCCUCACAUCUUAGCCUAUGUUCACGCAUACGCAAAGCCUUUGAUCCUUUGCCCGAUUGGGGACCUUCGGAUCCACAUACCCUUAAACGAUAUCAACUUCAUGUCCAGCAGGCCAAUGUCAGUUCAAUGUUUCAACGCAGCGGCAUCUGGCAUAAAAUCUAUGACAAUAUCUUUGGUUAGCUUUGAAUUAGCAAUAAAAAAAAAACAAAAAAUACAUAUAUAUAUAAGAAACUAUAUACCAUCUAAUGCUUGGCUUAUGAUGUACACAGUAACCCUUUU
Messenger RNA from Drosophila willistoni, 2258 nucleotides. RefSeq names its product sodium-dependent nutrient amino acid transporter 1. Gene Ontology annotation, molecular function: L-amino acid transmembrane transporter activity. The record is from RefSeq and is a predicted model, not a curated record. Bases 189 to 2159 code for a protein of 656 amino acids. Gene Ontology annotation, cellular component: membrane. The transcript is spliced from 6 exons. Lineage: Eukaryota; Metazoa; Arthropoda; Insecta; Diptera; Drosophilidae. Gene Ontology annotation, biological process: sodium ion transmembrane transport.